CUCUCUCUCCCGCGUCACGUGACACGUCAGUGGGCGACACCUGCGCGCCCAGCUUAGCCGCUAUCGCCGUGCGGCGCAGGUGGCAUAUUACCACGGGACGCACCCUGAAUCACGGACUGGAAGCUCGAGCACCAGGAGAGAGUGUCUGCAGGUCUAUACUCUGCCGCACUUCAGAGGCUUUCAGCAUGAAGGAGGACAUUUCCUGGUCCACUGUGGAUUGCAUUUAUUCAGCUGUGUGAGCUUGUGAAUCAAGCCUCAUGUAUCUGACUAAUCCAGUCCUGCUUUUUGCACCAAACCGAAAAGUGUGAUGUCUUUAUGACCUUCAGCGUGCUUGCUUGGAUCAAUGGAAGACUUCUAUUCCUCUGACGCUCCAGCUGCAAAGACACAUUUGGGCACUCUGAAUUUCCUAAGUGCUCUGACGCCUGACAAUGACACUGUUGAGCAGUGUUACAGGGCCAGGUCCCGCAGCACUGUCCUUCAAGGCCUUCCCUUUGGUGGUGUCCCUACUGUGUUGGCACUCAACUUUAUCCUGUGGCUGGUUCUUCUUUUUGUGUUCUCCUGCCUUAGGAAAGCAGCUUGGGAUUAUGGACGGCUCGCCCUGCUCAUGGAUAAUGACAGCCGUGUCUCUCGCCGUCGCUGGAUGUCCUAUGACCUCACAUCCCUCUUUUAUGGAGAGCAGAGUGAGAAAGAGAAGUCACCUUCUGAGUCAAGUCCAUCAGAGGCAGAAAAUAAAGACUUGGGUUUCUGCUCAUGGCUGACGUCCAUCUAUCACAUGAAAGAUGAAGAGAUUCAAAGCAAGUGUGGGAUUGAUGCCAUCAUCUACCUCUCUUUCCAGAGGCACAUCCUGGUCCUAAUGGUUAUUGUGUGUGUGCUCUCCAUUGCUAUUGUCCUGCCCGUCAAUUUCUCUGGGAACCUUCUGGGGGACAGUCCUCAACAUUUUGGGAGAACAACAAUAGCAAAUGUUCCAGCACAGGACAAUUUACUCUGGUUACACAGUAUUUUUGCACUGUUGUAUUUCAUCAUCACUAUUCUCUGCAUGGCUCAUCACUCUGUCCAGCUCGAGUACAAAGAAGAUGAGAAGGUGGCUAGAACUCUAAUGAUCACCUCCAUUCCAAAAGAAAUUUCAGAUCCUGGACUCAUCACAAAACAUUUUCACGAGGCCUACCCCAGCUGCACUGUUACAGACGUUCAAUUCUGUUAUGAUGUCCGCAAGCUGAUGAAACUGGAUGGAGAAAGACGUAAAGCAAUGAAAGGGCGUCUCUACUUCACUGCCAAGGCUCAGAAGGAGGGGAAGAUAAUGAUCAAAACUCACCCCUGUGCUCAGAUCUUCUGUUGUGACAUCUGCGGCUUUGAACAGGUGGAUGCUGAGCAGUAUUACAGUGAGCUGGAGGAGAAAUUGACAGACGAGUUUAAUGCCGAGAAGAACCGCAUUACUCUAAAGCGCCUUGAGAUGGCCUUUGUCACCUUCCAGGAUGAGAGGAUGACUGCUGUGAUUGUCAAAGAUUAUAGUCAGACCCCUUGCCGCCAAAGUCUACAGCAAUCUAGCAUUACAACUGUUGUCAAAUCCUACAAGUGGGGGGUGCAGUAUGCCCCGGCACCCAAUGACAUCAUCUGGGAGAACCUGUCAGUUCGAGGUACCAAGUGGUGGAUCCGCUGCAUCCUUGUGAACCUGUGCCUGUUUUUCCUUCUCUUCUUCCUUACUACACCUGCCAUCAUUGUCAACACCAUGGACAAGUUUAAUGUCACACGGCCAGUGGAGAGUCUCAGGAACCCCAUUGUGACACAGUUCUUCCCUACAUUAUUGCUUUGGGCCUUCUCUGUUCUUCUGCCAUUCAUUGUCUAUUAUUCUGCCUUCUUGGAGUCACAGUGGACCAGAUCCAAUGAGAAUCAGAUGACGAUGCACAAGUGCUACUUUUUUUUGGUUUUCAUGGUCAUCAUUCUGCCUUCCCUCGGCCUUUCAAGCUUGGAUUUGUUCUUUCGGUGGCUUUUUGACAAUAAGUUUCUUGAUGAGGCUGAUAUCAAGUUCCAGUGUGUAUUUCUGCCAGACAAUGGCGCUUUCUUCGUGAACUAUGUAAUCACGUCCAGUCUGAUCGGGACAGCCAUGGAGCUCCUCAGAAUUCCAGGCCUUCUAGUAUAUGCAACACGACUGUGUUUUGCUAAAUCUGAGGCAGAGCGUAUUCAUGUUAAAAGGAACCAAGCUUACGAGUUCCAGUUUGGUCUGGAGUACGCAUGGACUAUGUGCAUUUUUGCUGUGAGCAUGACUUAUAGUAUUACGUGUCCCAUCAUCGUCCCUUUCGGUCUCUUGUAUAUGAUCCUUAAGCACUUGGUGGAUCGAUACAACAUUUACUACGCUUAUGUGCCAACAAAGCUAAGCCAGCGCAUCCAUUCAGCAGCUAUUACCCAGGUGAUCGUGGCACCAAGUCUCUGCAUGUUCUGGCUGCUCUUCUUCUCAGUUCUGCGGUUAGGACCAGUUCGCCCCAUUACUCUCUUCACAUUUGUUGCGCUGCUUUUCUGUAUCACGUUCUCACUAUUUGGGUUUUGUCUGAGGAGAUUCCAGCCCAAGAAACCAGUCAGCUACCAGAUGUCAGAUCAGCACACAGAAGGUAUCUUUACUGAUACAGAGAGGUGCAGUGUCUCUUCCACACCCAACUCAAAUGUGUUUGUUGCUUCAGUGCUUCAAGAACCAGAGCUGGGUCUGACCCCAAUGGCAUCUCCAGCUCAUCACAGCUAUGGCACCAUGGGAAACAGGACUGAAGGUUCACGACAUGAAGAGGAGAAUCAGCCUCAGACUUUUGAGACAGACUAUUCCACAGAGCCGUUGGUUGAGAGUGAAAUCGGAUACCAGUAGCAAUGAUUGUAGGCAACAGUACAGUAGGACAAAGAAAUUUUCUAUUCGCCCAGUGGCCUCUCCCAUGAAGACAAGUCUGCCAGUUGCUCUGAAAGGUCUUGGUGGAGCCUCAUUUUGCAUGGCACGCAGCCUGUAGCCACAGCCUUUGGAAAACUGACCCCUGCAACACGGUCACUCCAGCAAGUUAAGAUAUGGGCUUGAAUGAGUGAGCUGGGCAUCAUGUUUGAAGAUUUCCUGCAUUCUUAGAUAGACUUCUUUUACGUUCAUGGAAAGGGAUUUAAUUUUUAACUCUUACUCUUGUCUUGCUUCUGUCCUGAGCAACCACUUCAGAGCUGCACCGACUGAAAUAGUGUCCACAGUAAAAGCCACCACUGCUUUUCUCAAAGCCAGCAUAAGACUAGCUUCAUAUGUAACACUUUCUCCCCACAGGCUGUUUGUGGGAGAGCUAAAAGUAUUCUGCAUUGAGACGCCUACUCCAUCGUUUUACAUCUGGAUUGGCCAAAACAGCACCAAUCUGAGACCUCCCCUGCACCGCACAUUAUACAUAUGGAAGAGCCAAAAAGCAUGAAAUAACUUAAAUGUACAUCUUUGGAACAGUCAAAAAGUGAGCAUGCCAAGACUGAAACAGCCAAAAUAUCAAAAGAUAUGGAAGAGCCACCAGCAUGCCAUUCAGGAAAUACCCAUGUAUACAUAUUAGCCACAAUCUACAUAUGGAAUGGCUAAGAGCAGUCUGAGACAUCCUCCCACACAGCAACUCUGGAAUAACUAAACAGACACCAGUCUUCCCAUAACAUGUUCUGGUGGAGCUUAAAGCACACCAGAUUUACCACCCCACUGCCCUACACUCCUUUUCUAAAGCAGAGUAUCCAUCUAAGAAAACUGACCCCAUACCACAUCUGGGAGAGUUACAAGGCACUAGAGUACCACAUACCUAGAAUGCACAUCAUAGAGAACCACACACACAGAUACAGAACCUUGGUACCACGACUCUCACAAGUGCUGUUUACAUUUUCAGGAAAAAUGAACUGAACCUUAAUGCAUGUUUGUCUCCUGGUCAAUCAGAGUCAUAAUCCUCAGAAACAAAUGGAAAAGGUCAAAGGAAAACUUGUUUUUGCAUUUUUGACUAUGUCUCUUUUUAAUAAUUAUGCAACAUGUCUAGGAUUACACACUCACACAGUGCCUCACUGAUCCAGAAUUCUGAGUUUAGUUCUUUGAGCUCUUUGACUUAAUCCCACAUCUGAAAAACGUGAGAUGCUAAAUGUUUGCUGACAGCUCUGAAAUAGUCCCUGUAUGAACAUGUGUAUGUGUUCUUCAGUUGACUUUAUCCAUGUAAUCGAGAGAGACAAUUCAGAAAAUGAGUUGUGUGUUAAUGUAAGUGGCUGAUGGAGACUUGCACAGAAGUAUCAAGAGAUAUCCAUCCAUUUUCUGAAGCUGCCUUUUCCAUUUCAGAACAUCUUAGGGUGCACUUAAACCCACACACAUAUCAGGCAAAUGCAGAAUGACCUGUUAACCUAAGGGACAUCUAUGACAUGAUUUCAUCAUGUCUGGAGAAAACUCAUGCGGAUGGUAAUCCAGACAGCAAUGGACCUCUGUCUCUUGGAGUUCAGACAAUAGCUCUUGCCACCCAUGGUAACCACUUUAAUAUGUGAUGACUGCAGAUUAUUUGAUCAUGUUUUGUGGAAUUAAGAUCAACAGAAGAUCAUUUUGAAAUAUGGAAGGAGAAGUAAUUAUCAAAGCUUUUUUUUCUUGCAUUUGCUAACAUUUUUCAUAUUUGAACUGCUGCCUACAUUUUCUUUUGCUCCUAUGUAUUGAUGCUCAGGUCUUACAUUACCAUGAGGCCUGAGGAACUAAUGAGAAUCAUAUGGACAUGAGGAACAAUUCUCCCCUUUGUUGGACACUGCACUCAACAUGAACAGGCCUGUGAUUCAUUUUCAAAACGAUAAUGAAAAAUUCAUAAUCUCCUCCUUUUCUGGCAUUUAGUUCCAAGUGCCAUCUUAAUGUGUUUCAUAUUUGGUAGAUUUAGAAAUGCUGCCAUGUUUUUUUCUGAAAGAAGUUUUAGAGAGUGACCUUAUGAACAUUCGUGACCUUCUGCCUCAGUUACUCCAGUGAAUGCCAAGGAUGAAAGCAGUUGUGGUGCCUUGCUCCUCUGUGUUCCCCCAGCCUAAACCGUAGGGGAUCCUGAGACUUGCUGCUCUUUGUAACCUUUCUUUUAGCUUCUCUGUGCUUAUGUGGCAACUGAAAGGCUGAAUGUCUGACUCCAUCAUACACUGUCUUCUCCUUUGUGGAAAUGGGCGCAUCCCAGAUCUCUUUCCACGCAUACAUCUUAUCCAUACACCACCCCAUGAUGCUCUGGCUGUUUGUACCUGCAUAGGUUUUUUGAUAGUGUGGCGUGGAUCUUUCUAAACCUAACCCUGCACUCCACCAGUUUUUGAAUUGUGCUAAAUGUCCCCACACCCCAGAAAAAAAAAUAGCAGAAAGUCACAUGGGACUUUCUGAGUUAUGGCUGUCCGUUUCUAGAUGCAGUUUGCCUAUAACAGCCGUUGGAGAUGAUGGGUUAUAUCUGAGAAUAUUCCAGAGCUAUCCAGCUUGGUUCUUUGCACGUCAACGCCCUUUAUGACACCUAGUAGUGUUUAUCCAACACCUCAUUAUUGAGAAUCAUGGGGGUACCCCAGGUGGUGCUGGUGUUCCAACUCAACUUCCUAUCUUUGUCUUGACCAACUAAAUUUCCUAAGGGUCACAAUAUGGUCCAUCCAUCUUUGUUGAGGUUGCACAAGGCACUUUUUCUGGUUUUGCAAAGCACCAUGUUGACCAGCCCCAAAAAGUCCAAUCGAGCAGUAUUUUAAGUCAAACCCGUGAGCCUCUCCAGUUUCUUGAUUUCUUUUAUGUAGGACUGUUUGAUUUCUGUGCAUUAGAAGAGCCAACCGCGAAGCUGUUUCCAUUUAGUGUGCACUGAUUGUCCAUCUUUGUUGUCUUCCUUAACUUAGACUCGCUAGCUUUUCCUGUUUGUAUAGAUCAUCCUGCAUCAUGCAUUUCCUCACGUUAGUUAUGCAUUUACUAAUCAAGUCACAUACUUCCUGUGAGAGAGAUGCUGUUUCUUAGCAUGCCAGGGGUCUGCCCACCAGCUUGACUGGCAACUCUAAACUGGCCCUGUGUGACUGAGCUCGAGCAUUUAAAGAAUUGUGCUGUGCAGUUGAAUGGGGCAACAGCCAGAGCUGAUUCUUGCCUGAGUGAUGCCGGGAGAGACGCAAUGACUAGAACUUUAAAAUUGAGUUAAGCUGGUUAAGUAUAGGGCGGCACGGUGGCGCAGUGGGUAGCGCUGCUGCCUCGCAGUUGGGAGAUCUGGGGACCUGGGUUCGCUUCCCGGGUCCUCCCUGCGUGGAGUUUGCAUGUUCUCCCUGUGUCUGCGUGGGUUUCCUCCGGGCGCUCCGGUUUCCUCCCACAGUCCAAAGACAUGCAGGUUGAGGUGGAUUGGUGAUUCUAAAUUGGCCCUAGUGUGUGCUUGGUGUGUGGGUGUAUUUGUGUGUGUCCUGCGGUGGGUUGGCACCCUGCCCAGGAUUGGUUCCCUGCCUUGUGCCCUGUGUUGGCUGGGAUUGGCUCCAGCAGACCCCCGUGACCCUGUGUUCGGAUUCAGCGGGUUGGAAAAUGGAUGGAUGGAUGGAUGGUUAAGUAUAUUUGUGGAUGAUAAAAUUAUAAACAACCCAAAAAAAGGUCCCAGUGUUUCCAAAAGAUUCCAAUUAAGCCAACCCAUAAGAUGAUGAUUUUAUGUUUGGAGAGUCAUUCUUUAGAGGUACAAGUCGCCACUCUGUAGUUUGCUCUCUUGGUGUCUACAGGCACGUUGAAGGUGGACAUUGUGUCACUACUGGAUGUAACCAGUGAGAGUGUCUUUCUAUUUGCUGCUAAUAAGUUCUGUUUUUUAUCAGUGGCAGAAAUUAGAGCACACUAAAGAGAAUCUGUAAAACCGAGACAAGCAAGGUUCAGUUGGUUGGGCUACCAUUGAUAAAAUAGUGAACCUGAAAUCGUGGUCAAAGUGCAUAGUUGGUAAUCUGACAUUCCUAACAAUUCUUUUUAUUGAUGAUCUUACUUUUAUUGUUUUAAGUAUAAAGCAGACAGUAUUCUGUCCAUCUUUUAUUUGGAAUAUUAUCAAUUGACAGAUGCAUAGUGAGACAUUGCAAAGGGAAAGCAUCCUUGCAAGCCUAAAGCAAUGCAGAAUAAUAAUAAAACAUUUUGUUUAUUCGUAGGCGCCUUUCUAAACACUCAAGGACACCGAACAAUAUAUAAAACAAACAUUUUAUCAAAACUAAAAUACAGACAGAGCAGUUUUAAGUUUAGAUUUGAAAAGUGAGAAUGAUUCAAUAUUUCUAAGCUCAGAUGGUAGUGAGUUCCAGAGCUGGGGAGCAGAGCAACUGACUUCAACAACAAAAACAAUUCAAUAAUUUUAAAAAUAACAAAACAGAAGAAGCUAACUUGAAUUGAACCCACUGACGAUCCUCACAACGCAGGUCUGCAGCUGGUGUUUGUAGCACUGCUUUUGAUAUUUUGUGAUUAUUUGCGCCCUAAAACAAUUGAGCAACAAUUGAAAAAAGGUGGACUACCUAGUGGCUUUCUGGGACCAAAGUUGAUGGGUUGCCAUUUCUGACCCUUGGGAAACUUGCUAUUAUUACAUAAAUUCAUCUUUAAAGAAAUCUGCUUUUACUACAGCUGGUGAAAUGUUAAGAUAUAAAAGAUCAUUUUAAGAAAAUUGGUUAGAAGUAAGGAAGAAAGGAAGGAUGUUUUUUGGAACUAUAAAUGGUCUCGGACAGAUGCAAGAUUAUUCUUGUGUGAAGUACCUCUAAUUUACUGUCAUUUUUGUCAAGACUUGUAAGUCUUUUCAUGUUGUUAUCAUUUUAUUUAGCUAGUGUAUAUUUUUGUUUUUCAUGGGCAUGUAAUUUUUAUGUUUGUGGGAAGUUAUCCUUUGGACUGAAGCUGGUGUUCUGUUCUGCUCCCCCUCCAAGAGAAAUGUCAAAGGUAUAUGUGCUUAAAGCAAAAAAAAAAAUUGAGGCAAUGUUCUGCUGCCACAUUUAAUAAAAUUAAUUUUGAAAGAUAA
Messenger RNA from Erpetoichthys calabaricus (reedfish), 7931 nucleotides. It is a transcript of the gene tmem63c, whose product is annotated as transmembrane protein 63C. Gene Ontology annotation, cellular component: plasma membrane. Gene Ontology annotation, molecular function: calcium-activated cation channel activity. NCBI's taxonomy places the organism in Eukaryota, Metazoa, Chordata, Cladistia, Polypteriformes, Polypteridae. The coding region runs from base 344 to 2848 and encodes 834 amino acids. The record is from RefSeq and is a predicted model, not a curated record. The transcript is spliced from 25 exons.